CAUACCAAACCUGUUUUCGUUUUCGAGGUGUUCUACGAUGGAGCAGACCCCCUAUGUUGAUUGGUACUCUACAGCCUUCGUCAACGAAACAGAAUUGUCAAUGACAAUUCUGCGUGGCUACGCGCAAUUCUCGAUCAAAGUCCAGGUCGCUCGAGUCGAGGGCACACGUUUUGGUAAAGAGCUCGUACAACAUAUAAAGCUAUGUCAAGGGCACAGGUUUGGGAAUUUCGAGUCCCGUGAUAAGAUCUCCGAUCUGGUUUACCAGCAAUGCCUACCCCUUGUUGAAAGGCUAUCACCGCAGACGUUACUUCGGGAUCUCAGCCUCGAACGCUUUCUCCACGCGCCCACGUACCACUUGGAAAUUAUCGACGCUGGCAUCAACGGAGACUUACGCAUUGAAGGGGAGGAGGAGUGUUCGCAUACGCCGGCUUUCUCCAUGUCCCCAAUGCCAACUGCCGAAUUACCUGAAUCCUGCAAAGUAGUUCCUCACUUUCGGGCCUGCGACAUCCAGAUAGCCCCUAUUAGGGAUCACACAAAAUCACUCGACUGGGUACAAGGAAGAGUUAUGGUAGAGGGGAACUUCAUGUAUUUCAAACCACGGUUCGAUAUGCGUGAACCAGACUUUGAGCGUGAGUUCUGGAUCCUGUCACGUAUCAACGAAGCUGGUCUAGGAGACCAAGUCAGAGUCCCCAAACUACUGGGUAUCGUGGUAUCAGGCAAGAACGGAGAAAUUACUAUGGGUUUUCUGAUAACUAUGAUCACCUCACCUGAGAUGGGGUCCCACUUGCGAAGCCCGGGCUUUUGGGACAAGCCUGAAUUGCAUAAGAGGUGGGAAGAACAGGUCACUGCCACAGUAAAGAAGCUGCAUGCCAGUGGCAUCGUGUGGGGAGAUGUUCAUCCUAUGAACAUCGUUAUCGAUGAGGAAUUCAAUGCAUGGGCUAUUGAUUUUGGAGGUAUGAAUAAUGUACAAUUCGUGGAUGAUAAGAAUCGUGAGACUGUCGAGGGUGACAAGCAGGGUGUAACCAAGAUCUUCCAAGAGUGGUUACCGAGUCGUCUGAGGCAAGAGGCAGAAGUUUGGUAAAUUGAUCAUGAACGCUCGGGUCUCGGUCGAGUUGAAGUCGUUCGAUAUACGGGGGUUCAAAGUGACGCAUUGCGCGGGAAGAAGUAGCCCAGUUACACAUAGCAACCAAAGACUCAGCGAACACUAGAAUAGGGGGAUCUGAGGGAAGUUUACUAAAAUUACAAAGGUCGGGAAGGCCAUCAUGAAGCGAAAUGUCAAUGUGCGCAAAGUCUAAACUUGAAGAUCAAUGUUUACAGCAAUCUCCUUGGUCAAAGUCGAAGAGAU
Dothidotthia symphoricarpi CBS 119687 is the source of this 1345-nucleotide messenger RNA. RefSeq lists its product as uncharacterized. Bases 38 to 1081 code for a protein of 347 amino acids. NCBI's taxonomy places the organism in Eukaryota, Fungi, Ascomycota, Dothideomycetes, Pleosporales, Dothidotthiaceae. The record is from RefSeq and is a predicted model, not a curated record. The transcript has a single exon. Gene Ontology annotation, biological process: protein phosphorylation. Gene Ontology annotation, molecular function: protein kinase activity; ATP binding.